UGGUCAAAAUAUUGGGACAUAAAUAUUAGAGACAACUAACACAAAGCUUACAGCCUUAUAUUUAAAAGCACUAUGGAAGUAGUGGAUUCUGAAUUGUCAAAAAAAAUGUCCUCUCCGAGAAUCACUUCAUUUGUUUCUCCCAGCCCUGCUUAAAGCUACACUUAUUAUACAAACUAUUACACAUGCCUAUCUGUUCUUUAACUUGUCCUUCACUUAAAAACUGGUACAAGAACCAGUUUGAAUCAAUCUGAAUUUUGGACCCCUGUGACACAAACUUUGUACCCUGAUUGUAAAACAACCCGUAUAGUUAGCUGACACCAUUAUACACUAUAUUGCCAAAAGUAUUCGCUCAUCUGCCUUGACUCACAUAUGAGCUUAAGUGACAUCCCAUUUCUAAUCCAUAGGGUUCAAUAUGACGUCGGUCCACCCUUUGCAGCUAAAACAGCUUCAACUCUUCUGGGAAGGCUGUCCACAAGCAGUACAUUUACAUGCACAUAGAGAAUCGAAUUUCUGCCGUUGCUCGACUGAAAUCGAAGUUCAAAAUGCCAUGUAUACACCUUAAUUCGGCUGAAAUUGAACCUAACUUGAUUUCUCGGAAUCGAGCUACACGACCUAGAUUAUGCGAUUUCUGCCGAGCUACUUAGUGCAUGUAUACCCUAUCGAGCUAGUAGUCGAGCUACUUACUGCCCCUUCCGGAAGUGAUGAGUGACGAGACCACAAGCGGGAAACACAACAGCCUCGGUCGGCAUGACAACAGUAGUAGCGAGCAGCAGAAGAGGUCAGGAGGAACAAACGAAGAAGAGAAAAUGGCGAUGUAGAGCUCUCUGAAGUGUGGGUGGAGCACAGAGGACGGCAGGACAAAGCUUCUGGAGUGGUUGUACUUAUGAGACCCUCACAGGCCUAGUAUGAGCGAGAAGACCAGUUCCUGUCUGUGGACUUCUGUGCCUCAGAUUUCUCCUGCACCAUGUGACCGCUGUAAGCAUGCUAUUUGUGCUUACAAUGGGAAUGUAUACCUGCUCGGAGGUAGAGGGAAGCACUCAUUAAAAGAUUUCUGGAAAUACAACGUAGUAUGUAAUAAGUGGAUUGAGUUGGACUGUGAUGAUGACAGUGCGCCUGAUGAACUGGAGGAACACAGCAUGGUGCCUUAUCAGGGUGUCCUCUACGUUUUUGGAGGCUUGAGGGAUUCAGCAUAUUCUGACUCAAAAACACCUCUCUGGUUGUUUGACACAGCUAAGGAACACUGGCUCGACAUAGAAGAGCAAAGUCUACCUUCUCAGAAUGUGGCACCAGCCAACAAAAAGGGACACAGUGCUAUUGUGUUGGGAUCCUCUAUGUUCAUUUAUGGUGGAUACAUUGACAUACGAGGGACCUCACAGGAAUUCUGGAGAUUUGACAUGGACUCUAGGUUAUGGUCACUCUUGGAUAUUGCACCUGUAGGUCCUGGACCUCGUCAUAGCCACUCUGCCAUAACCCACCAGGACUAUAUGUACCUGUAUGGUGGUCUGCAAGGUCUAAAGGAGCAGAAGGACCUGUGGAGAUGGAGCUGCCACAGUCAUACUUGGACCUGUAUCAGAACCUUCUCAGGACCUUCUAAACUAAUGGGCCAUUCAGCUGUAGCGUACAAGGACAGCAUGCUGCUCUUUGGUGGAGGAGAGACCCAGACUGCUCCGACUAACUGCCUGUGGAGUCUCAAUCUUUCCACACUAAUGUGGAAGAGGCUGCCUCCAUUAGCUGGAUCCACUGCUCCAUGCCUGAUUCACCACCGCUGUGUGGGUCUUGGCCCUAAAUUCCAGCCCAGACCACCAAAUAACACCAGCAGUAAAGGACUAUCUAUAUCAGAAAGCAAGGACAACACAUUCAGACCAUUCAAGAACAAGUGUUUCCCUUCUAGUCCUUUAACGUGUCAGCCUGAGGACAUCGAGCUACAGAAUCUGCAUGUGGGCUUCAACAGUACUAAGAUAUAUGGGAACUGCCUCACCUUUGAAAACCAAGUUGCUCAAGAGAACAGGGAUAGUGAGUACUCAGAAAAUGAAACAGAGGACACUCUGGAGGUCCCAAUGCCUGACUUGCUGCUCAUGUUGGGAGGUAAACCUCUAAAACACCAGGCUGCCAUUUCAGUGUGGCAAAUGACUCUGGGAGAUAGCUGAGAGGGAGUGAGAAGUCAUAUAGAAGCAAAUGCUACUUUCUCAGAGAGAGAGGGAAAAAAUAGCUUUGAUUGUCCUAUAUGAGGACAUACUUACAGUCAUGUGAAAAAAUAAGUACAUCCCAUGGAAAUUGUAGACGUUUCUCAACAUAUUUAAACAAGCAAACAUUUCACUCUCUCUUUGAUACAAUGCCUACAGAUAAAGCUAAUAUACUCCAACAAAUGACACAUAAAAUUGACAUUUUUUUAGUAAUUUUCAUAAUUUAAAUUUAAAAAAUCAGUCAAAAAAAGUAAGGACUCCCUGGAAAAAGUAAGUACACCCUUACAUUUAUCACACUUUCAAGUCCAUAAAAUUAGAAUCAGGUGAUCCAGAUUAGGUGUUACUGAUUUAGAACCUCCUGCAGGUGGAGGUGCAGGUGGAAUCCAUCUUAUUUAAACCCAGCAUCUAGGGUGUGGUAUUCUCUUUGCUAUUGAAGUGUGUGGUAUCAUCAUGCCAAGCUCUAAAGAACUCUCUAAGGACCUCAGAAAAUAGGUCAUGGAUGCCUAUGAAUCUGGCAAGGGAUUUAAAAAUAUCUCUAAAUUAUUAGAAAUAAACCAUUCCACUGUAACUAAAAUCAUCUACAAGUGACGUAGAUUUCAAACAACUGCCAAUUUGUCCAGGACUGGCCACCCCAGCAAAUUCAGACCAAGAGCAGACCGUUUGAUGCUUAAAAAAGUCUCCAAGAAGCCGGAAAAAGCCUUUGCCAUCCAAAAGGAAUGUUAAAGCAAGACUACAGUUUGCCACUGAACAUAUGGGCAAAAGCCAGGCCUUUUGGAAUAAUAUGCUCUGGACAGGGCGGCAUGGUGGUGUAGUGGUUAGCGCUGUCGCCUCACAGCAAGAAGGUCCAGGUUCGAGCCCCGUGGCCAGCGAGGGCCUUUCUGUGUGGAGUUUGCAUGUUCUCCCCGUGUCCGCGUGGGUUUCCUCCGGGUGCUCCGGUUUCCCCCACAGUCCAAAGACAUGCAGGUUAGGUUAACUGGCGACUCUAAAUUGACCGUAGGUGUGAAUGGUUGUCUGUGUCUAUGUGUCAGCCCUGUGAUGACCUGGCGACUUGUCCAGGGUGUACCCCGCUUUUCGCCCGUAGUCAGCUGGGAUAGGCUCCAGCUUGCCUGCGACCCUGUAGAAGGAUAAAGCGGCUAGAGAUAAUGAGAUGAGAGGCUUUGGACAGACAACUCAAAUGUGUGGCGCAGACCAAAGAUGGCUUUUCAGGAGAAGAUCCUCUUACCAACUGUGAAGCAUGGGAGUAGAAAUUUUAUGAUUUGCGGUUGCUUUGCUGCCUCAGGGACUGGGAAGCGUGCAUACAUUGAUUCAACUAUGAAUUCUGAAUCAUAUCAAAGAGUGCUUGAAGAUAAAUUGAGGCCAUCUGUUCAAAAGUUGACCAAAGGUGAACCUUUCAACAAGAUAAUGAUCCAAAGCACACAAGCAGAUCCACUAAAGAAUGGCUCAAAAAGAAGAAAUGAAGGGUUAUGGAAUGGCCUUGUCAAAGCCCAGAUUUGAACUCUAUUGAAAUGUUGUUGUGAGAUUUGAAAAGGGCAGAACAUGCACGAAAACCUUCAAACAUCUUGCAACUGAAGGAAUUUUGCAUGGAAGAGUGGUCAAAAAUUUCAGGAAGCUGAUGUCCAGGACUGGUGGACAAUUAUGCAAAAUGUCUACAGGAAGUUAUUUCUGUUAAAGGGGGCAAUAUUAGCUUCUGAAGCCAAGGGGAUACUUACUUUCUGUCCAGAAGAUGAUUACAUCUAUUGAUAUUUUUGUUGAAUAAAUGAUUGAAUGAAGGAGCUAAUUUUCCUUGUUUUAUUCAAACGUAUCACCUUUAUCUGUAGGCACUGUGUCAAAAGAGUGAAAUGUUUGCUUAUUUAAAUAUGUUGAUAUGUCUACAAUUUUCAUGGGUUGUACUUAAUUUUUCACAUGACUGUAUCAUAUCCUUGGUGCACAAGUUUUAAAUUUUUGACCCUGUAUGAAUAAAUUUGUAUAAUCAUUUCAGAAACCCCCCCCCCCCCCC
Molecule: messenger RNA, 4179 nt
Organism: Neoarius graeffei (lesser salmon catfish)
Lineage: Eukaryota; Metazoa; Chordata; Actinopteri; Siluriformes; Ariidae
Gene: klhdc3l
Product: leucine-zipper-like transcriptional regulator 1
Exons: 8
Coding region: 906-2147 (413 amino acids)
Cellular component (GO): Golgi apparatus
Molecular function (GO): protein binding
Source: RefSeq, a predicted model, not a curated record